CCUGGCUGUCCGCCGGGGCUGGGCCCGCCGGCCCGAUGUCCCACAGGGAGCGAAGGGGGCAGGAGGAGGAGAAAGGGGUGGAGGAGGAAGAAGAGGAGGAGGAAGAAGGAGCGGCGAGGGGCAGCCGGGCGCGGCGCAGGAGCCACCCAGAGCCGGCGGCGAGCGGCAGCAGGACCCAGGACCGGCAUGAGAGGAAACGGAAGAGGCAGGAGGCGCAGCAGCUGCGGAAGCUCCAGCACCUGGAGUCCUUCUAUGAGAAACCUCCCCCAGGGCUAAUUAAGGAGAAUGAAACAAAACCAGAAGACUGCAUACCUGAUGUACCGGGCAAUGAAAGUGCACGAGAAUUCCUGGCACAUGCCCCGACAAAAGGGCUUUGGAUGCCUUUGGGAAAAGAAGUCAAAGUCAUGCAGUGUUGGAGGUGUAAACGUUACGGACACAGAACAGGAGAUAAAGAGUGCCCUUUCUUUAUUAAAGGCAAUCAGAAGUUGGAACAAUUUAGAGUAGCACAUGAAGACCCAAUGUAUGAUAUCAUAAGGGAAAAUAAACGUCAUGAAAAAGAAAUGAGGAUACAGCAUCUGAAGCAGCUCCUGGAGGACUCUACCUCAGAUGAUGACAGUGAUGAUGAUGAUGAAGAUAGCAGCAGCUCGACUUCCUCAGAAUGCAGAGAUAAACACAAGAAAAAAAAGAGAAAGAAGGAAAAGAAAAAAAAGGAAAAGAAGAAGAAAAAGAAGAGAAAGCAUAAAUCAUCUAAAUCUAAUGAGAAGUCAGAAUCUGACUGACAGCAGUCACCUGCUGCACGCUGACUGACCUCCUACUUGUGAACUGCAAGGAAAGAGCCAAAGAACGAGGAAGAAACCGCCGGAAAGGGCUCUGUUAAACUCAGAACAUACAGAUGGAUACACACAGCAUCCUACACUGGCUGUCCUCUUCUGCCCCUCUGCAGUGCCGCAGCCAGAAGGAAGAGAGCUGCAAUGAAACACCACCAGUCAGCCCUAUCUUUAUUCUGUAAAACCUCUGCUAAUGGUCAUUCUCUUGGUCAGCUCAGGCCUCUGCGUUGCUGCUCGUGGCUGUGGGCAGAAAGCAGUGGCUACCAGGGUGUCACCAACCCAUCUGCAGGGUUCAGCAGCCUGCCUAUUGAAGUGUCUUUUCUCCAUGAAGUCAUUUUGUUCUAUACAAAGCCUCACUGUAGCGGGGCUGCAGUUUGCACCGAGCAGAGCACUGACAGCUCACAGUGCUUAUAAUAAGCAGGUUGUACUGUUAUAUUUUUUUAAUCUGCAUCCUGCCUAUGUGCUGAAGUUCUUUGUACUUAUCUGAGUACUGGCAGCUAGGGAAAUAAAGCUCACUGCUGAAGGAGGGGAAACGUUAAUCAAGGGGUUUUACUUUAAGACAGAAUUGCAGUGUUGGCAAGACUUGGGGUUUUUGUGUAGCAAAAUCUCAAUAUCUUUGCCAUUAAUGCGCACAGUUCUGUAACACCUCAACUGUUCUCCAAACCAUAGGGGUGAGAGUCAAGUGUAAUGUUGUUGGAUGUUCAACUGUACUGUAAAGAGGUUGUGGUUUUAGUUAUUUAAAAAGGCUGUUUUCAUGUUAGAAAUGAAAAAGAUUAAUUUCUACAUAAACCAGUAUCAGUUGUUUUGAUACGUUUGAGUUUUUUUUUUUUCCUUUUAACAAGGCUCGGGGAAAUAAAUUCCAAACUUACUUUUUAUGUUUGCUAGAA
Messenger RNA from Calidris pugnax (ruff), 1714 nucleotides. It is a transcript of the gene RP9, whose product is annotated as retinitis pigmentosa 9 (autosomal dominant). NCBI's taxonomy places the organism in Eukaryota, Metazoa, Chordata, Aves, Charadriiformes, Scolopacidae. The record is from RefSeq and is a predicted model, not a curated record. Gene Ontology annotation, biological process: RNA splicing. The transcript is spliced from 6 exons. The coding region runs from base 36 to 779 and encodes 247 amino acids.